AACGCUGAAAUUUGUAAAAAUAAUACUUUUUCUAUGGAUUUAGAAUAAUUCAACGUAUUGUACUUAUUAAUUUUAAUUAUGUUUUGGAGCGGAAAUUACAUUGCAGUCAGAGAAUUAAAUUUUCUUCUCAAGGAAGAGAAUGUGUCUCUGACGCAAGUUCUGGAGGCCGACGACAUCCUACAGGAGUGCAAGGCCGACAACAAAGCCUUAAUACAGUUCUUGACAAAACCAGAAAUUCUAGCUGAACUGAUAACAUUGAUCACAGAGGAGCCUUCCAAGAAUGUGGAGCUUGCGUCUCAGUACCGGCAUGCUAGCAUUGCGUGUGAGGUGCUCACCAGCCAAUUGUCUAUGCUGAGCGAUCGGUUAUCAUUGGACACUGUGCAGAUGAACAGACUCUGUGAUUUCAUUAACAGAGAGCCCCCACUCAAUCCGCUCCUCGCUUCAUAUUUCAGUAAAACUGUUGAAAUGCUGCUGGAACGGAGUCCAAAGCAGGAUUGGUACCUAUACCACAUUGUGUGCCUGCGCGUGCUGGAUUUCUUCAAAUCGCGGCGUGACUUCCUACCCAACUUGCUACGCCACCUCGCCACCUCUGCCAUUGCUGACACUUUCAAAUAUUUCAUCCGCCUCGAUGACCUCUUCAAUAAGAUUGUUAUGGAGUGGCUGGAAGAGCACCAGUUCCUGGAGUCGCUGAUUCAAAUAAUCUGCGGCACGUACGCGGCCGAGCCGGCCGAGCCGCCCGCGCGGCCGUCCUCUCCCGCGCCCCCGGCCUCCCCCUCGCGGCCCGAGAAGGGCGAGCGCGGCGAGAAGCUCAACUGCAACCACACGCACGACGGCGUCGCGGCACCGCAGGGCGACAAGGGCGUGGCGGGCGAGAGCGCGGCCAACAACAACGAGGCGGACAACGGCGGCAGCACGGAGGCCGCGGAGGCAGCGGAGGCCGCUGAGGCAGCGGAGGCCGCAGAGGCUGCGGAGGCUGCGGAGACGUGGCGCGCGCAGCGGCGCCGGCGCAUGGACGCCGUGGCCUCUGCCAACGCCGCGGGGCUGCUCUGCGACCUAGUGCUCAAUGGCUGCGCCGGCGACGCCUGCACCACGCGCGCGCGCACGGGCUGGGCGCUGGUGGAGCGGCUGGCGGGCGAGGAGACGGUGCGGCGCCUGCUGCAGGGCAUGUUCACGGCGCCGCCGGCGGCGCGGGCGGCCGCCAUCGUCAACGGCUGCCACGUGCUGCUGGCGCUGCUGCACCACAACCCCGUCCCGGAGUGCCGCGGCGGCGCCGGCGGGGCGGCGGCCGGGGCCGACGGCGCUGACGGCCGCAGCAGCGUGGAGCUGGCCGUGGCGCCGCACCUGCCGCUGCUGCACCAGGCGCUGCUGCAGGCGCCGGCGGCGGCGCCUCCGCGGCCGCGGCGCACGCCGGGCGCGCUGCUGGACCUGUUCCUGCGGCACCCCAGCAACAACUUCCUGCACGCGCAGGUGUACGCCUUCGUGCGCAACGCGCUGGACAACCGCGUCUACCGCGCGCAGUACGCGCAGCACCUGGUGUGCGAGUGCGACGUGCUGGCGCGGCUGGUGGGCGCCUUCGAGGAGAACGAGGCCAAGCGGCCGCGCGACGGGCACGCGGGCCACGUGGCGCUGUGCCUGGCGCGGCUGGCGCGCGCGCUGCUGCCGCCCGACGACGCGCCGCUGCCCGAGGCCGCGCGGCCGCAGCUCGACCGCUUCGCGCUCUUCGUGGACUGCAAGCUGCGGCCCGUGCUGCACCGCCGGGACACCCCCCUCGGUGGCUACUACCCGUCGGAGAACGUUUACGAGGUGAGCGUUGUGGACGGCGCGGCCGAUGCGACGGCCGCCUCCUACGACCUGGCGGGGUUGCCCGACGCGGAGGCGGAGCCGGAGGCCGAGGCCGGCGAGGGGGGCCACGCCGACUUCGGCGCCUUCGAAGACGACCACGACAAGAUGAUGAUCGCCAAAAGUAGUUUCCUAGAGUUGUCCACUCAGCGAUUCGACGACGACAUGUGGGCGGACGGGCCGGAGGCGGACGCGGAGGGCGAAGCGGACGGGGACGGGGAAGGGGAGCUCGGCGAAGCGCCGCUGUCGCGCCUCCACGAGGUCCUGGCCGAAGUCUCGCUGCAGAAGUUCAUAAACGGGAUUGUUUCGAUAUCGAGAACGAUCGAUCCGACAUCGAGGACGAACCGGGUGAAUGUGGUUGCAGCGUGGGAGUCGGGCGGCGCGGACGCGCCGUGCGGCGGCGAGGGCUGGGCGCAGUUCGGCGCCGACGCCUUCCCGCCGCCCGUGGACCCGUUCGCGCGCAGCGACGACGGCGCCGAGGCCCCCGCGGCCCCCGCGGCCCCCGCGCCCGCCAUGGCCCCGCCCUUCUGGCCCCCCGCCGAGCGAGAGGCGGACGCCCCGCCGUCGCCGCCGCCCUCGCCCGGCGCCCCGGCCGACGCGGCCGCGGAGGCCAGCGGCGAGCGGCUGGACGUCGCGGAGGGCGUGCGCUCCCUUCGGCUGCAGCAGUUCGGCAGCGAGCGGGAGCGCUCGGCGGCGGCCGAGCUGGCCAGCAACCUGCUGAGCGCCAUGAGCGGCAUGGCGCCCGACCUCAUCGCCAACAUCGUCAACGCCAACAUCUCGCCGCUGCACCUGCCGCAGCCGCCCGCGCCGCCCGCGCCGCCCGCGCCGCCCUCGCCGCCCCCGCCGCCCCCCGAAGCCCCCGGCGACGGGACCCGCGCCGGCGACGAGUCGACCGACAGUUGAUCGAUCCUCAUGUAGUAGGCAGAGGCUGACCUCAGUGGACGGCGGGCGCAUAAUGCUUGCUCGUUUCAACGAGAAUGUGCCUUCCGGGCGUUAGGAGGCGCGGCAUACCCCCUCUCCCCAUCUCCUCUUCUCCUCACCCCCUGCCGCUCUACUACGUCCGAGACAUAAUAAUUGCUCGUAAUGUAUUCUAUUGUAUUUAUAUAAUAGUUAAAGUUUUAUUAAAAAAAGUUGCUCAAUAUUCUGAUGUUUCAUUGAAACACUUCGCGUUUCCAAACUACGCAAAGAGGUCAAGUUUUACGGAAGCUGACAAUUGCAUAACUUACCUCUACAUCAUUAGAAUGUAUUUGAAAGUUUUGUUGUUCAUCACUGCGCUACUGCAAUUAAAAGUUAAUUAUGUUGACGUUU
Messenger RNA from Hyposmocoma kahamanoa, 3147 nucleotides. RefSeq names its product serine/threonine-protein phosphatase 6 regulatory subunit 1 (gene fmt). Gene Ontology annotation, molecular function: protein phosphatase binding; protein phosphatase regulator activity. Lineage: Eukaryota; Metazoa; Arthropoda; Insecta; Lepidoptera; Cosmopterigidae. The record is from RefSeq and is a predicted model, not a curated record.